This is a messenger RNA of Onychomys torridus (southern grasshopper mouse), 1305 nucleotides long. RefSeq names its product nitrilase family member 2 (gene Nit2). The record is from RefSeq and is a predicted model, not a curated record. Gene Ontology annotation, biological process: L-glutamine metabolic process; oxaloacetate metabolic process. Gene Ontology annotation, molecular function: omega-amidase activity. The transcript is spliced from 10 exons. Lineage: Eukaryota; Metazoa; Chordata; Mammalia; Rodentia; Cricetidae. Bases 61 to 891 code for a protein of 276 amino acids. Gene Ontology annotation, cellular component: mitochondrion.
UCGGCCACUGGAUUGACUGGUCGCGUUCCCCGGUCGCGUUCGGUGCUCGGGAGAAGAGCCAUGGCUACUUUCCGAUUGGCGCUCAUCCAGCUUCACGUUUCUUCCAUUAAAUCAGAUAACAUUGCCCGGGCUUGUAGCCUAGUCCGGGAGGCAGCAAAGCAAGGUGCCAAAGUCAUCUCCCUGCCGGAAUGCUUUAAUUCUCCAUAUGGAACAAACUACUUUCCUGAAUAUGCAGAGAAGAUUCCCGGAGAGUCCACACAGAAGCUCUCUGAAGUAGCAAAGGAGAAUAGCGUUUAUCUCAUUGGAGGCUCCAUCCCUGAAGAGGAUGCUGGGAAACUAUAUAACACCUGUGCUGUUUUUGGGCCUGAUGGAAGUUUAUUGGUAAAGCACAGAAAGAUCCAUCUGUUUGACAUUGAUGUUCCUGGGAAAAUUACAUUUCAAGAAUCUAAAACAUUGAGUCCUGGUGAUUGUCUCUCCACAUUUGAUACUCCUUACUGCAAAGUAGGCCUGGGCAUCUGCUACGAUAUGCGCUUUGCAGAACUUGCACAAAUCUAUGCACAAAGAGGCUGCCAGCUCUUGGUGUAUCCAGGAGCUUUCAAUCUGACCACUGGACCUGCCCACUGGGAGUUGCUCCAACGAGCCCGGGCUGUUGAUAAUCAGGUGUACGUGGCUACAGCCUCUCCUGCCCGGGAUGACAAAGCCUCGUAUGUGGUCUGGGGACACAGCACUGUUGUGGAUCCUUGGGGACAGGUCCUAACCAAAGCUGGCACUGAGGAAAUGAUCCUAUACUCAGACAUAGACCUGAAGAAGCUGGAUGAAAUUCGGCAGCAAAUUCCCAUUUUAAAACAGAAAAGAGCAGACCUUUAUGCAGUAGAGUCAAAGAAGCCCUGAAGUUUGUUCCCAACAUAUCACAAGCAGGAUGGUACUCUGUAUGAUAAUCAACUUUACUAAAUCCUUUCUAGGGAGAGUGCUGGGAAAUGAACCCAACCUUACACACGUUAAUUCUACCACUGAUCUGCAUCACAAGCCCCUUAUUGAGUGAAAACUUUUCUUUAAAUUUGUUUGUUCUAGCUCCCCUGAUAAAGAAUUACUUAGGCUGGUGGUUCUUAGGCAUUUCAGUCUUAAGAUCCUUUUGUACAAUUAAAAACUGAAUACUAAGCAUUCUUGUUUGUCUGUGUAGCUAGUGGUAGGCUGGUCAAGGUGUGAUACUCAGCUGUCUGAGAAAAUGGACUCUUGUUGAUUUCCACAGUGCUAAUAUCCCAAAUGUUUUCAAACAUUUUUAUUAAAAUUGGUUUUCAUACAAUA